This is a messenger RNA of Phytomonas sp. Hart1, 945 nucleotides long. NCBI's taxonomy places the organism in Eukaryota, Euglenozoa, Kinetoplastea, Trypanosomatida, Trypanosomatidae. The record is from the annotation of a GenBank genome assembly.
AUGUUCUUACAUAGUUCUGUCACCCUAAAACAUAUCACCGCCGGUGCGGCGAUUGCCUCUCCAAGCUCCUUCCUUUGCCAGAAGAAAAACGCCUCCGGCUAUAUGGGAAACGCAGGAAAGGCUGGGGGCGAUGAGAAGUGGGCACAGGCCGCAAUGGAAUAUAUAUACGAAAAAAAUCACCUGAACGACAGUCGAAAACGCCAAUCCGACGUCGACCAGGAACGUGGGAUGGCCGAUGCCUACGACCGCUUUCGAAGGGUGAACGAAACCGCUUUUGAUGAGCGGCUUUCAAGGCUCCUUUCACGAAUGUCGGGGGCUCUUGAGAUGGUGCGGGAGCUUGGGUUGGCGGAUUGCCUUGAGGAGGCGGUGUUGCUGAACACCGAGCAGCCCCCCGGGUUAUUUCGCGUUCCUACCCUCUCCCCGCCCCUCAUGGGGUAUGAGCCCGGGUUUGGCCUCGACAUCCCGCAGCUUCGAUCCCGACAGGCGGAGUACCCUUCCAUUAUUCGCCCCACCGACCACCUCGAUUCGAGUAAAGAUCACGAACCAUUUCAGGAGGAGAAAGAGGAGGAGGAGGAGGAUCUUUCAGAGGUCUUCCCGUUUGUUAGCCCACACAAAAUUGAGGAUCUCGUUCGGAUUUGCAUGGAUCAACUUGAGGAGCAGCAUAGCGCGAUUCGCGAGGCGGCCCCGCUCACCGGGGUGGAAGGGGAGGCCUGGGAAGCUUCCAUCACGCUCCAGCGCAAGGCCCUCGCACGUCAGCAGCUAAUUAUCGACCUGAGCAAUAGCCCCGAUUUUGAUCUGAAGUACACUACCGAUGAGGCGUUUCGGGAGAAAGAAUGGGAAAAACGAGGGUUGCUGCCGUUGUUCAUCGAGCCCGCUGUUGUCGAGGAUGCCGAAGAUUUUCACUUUGCCCAGGAACCCGCCUACCAUCCUUUCCGAAAAGCGUAG